UAAAUUUGGGUCGAAUUCCCUAACUCUAUUCGAGCCGAAAACCGGCCAAAAAACCGUUAAUAUAGCUGAAGAAUCUGUUGCAUUCCCUCCAAAAGAAAGAUAACAACUAAAACAGAAUGGGGCAGCUUCGUCUUCAGUUGCAAUCAAUGUUAUCAGCAAAAGUGAAACCUAAUAGUUACUUAAACGCACCAUGCAUACCCAUGGCUUCUCAUAAUAUUCUCUUCUUAAACUCUUUAUCAGUUUCUCCUCGUAUCUCCGUUUAUCCUAAACUUAACUUCACCCCCAGCUCUGCUUCUUUUCCGGCAGUACGAUCACGCUUCGUCUGCAAGAUGAAUGGCUCAGAUAUGAUAGGGCAACUUGAACUUGAUAAGCCAGAAAAAGGUCGAAGGAAACAAGAGAAGCGUGCAAAUGGCAUAUUUUGGAUUAUACUUCUUAAUCUUGGAAUGUAUGUUGCCGAUCACUUGUUUCAGGUCCGUGGCAUCAAGUCUCUCUACUUGUAUCACAAUUUGCCUGCUUGGUAUCAAUUUGUCACAGCCACAUUCUGCCAUGCUAGCUGGCACCAUCUUUCAAGCAACCUUUUUUUCUUGUACAUUUUUGGGAAACUUGUGGAAGAAGAGGAAGGGAAUUUUGCAUUGUGGCUUUCAUAUAUUCUAACCGGUGUUGGAGCAAACCUUGUUUCAUGGUUAGUUUUACCAAGGAAUGCAGUUUCUGUCGGAGCUUCUGGAGCUGUUUUCGGAUUAUUUGCAAUUAGUGUCCUUGUGAAGAUAACAUGGGACUGGAGAAAGAUCCUUGAAGUGCUUAUAUUGGGUCAAUUUGUUAUAGAGAAGGUAAUGGAGGCAGCCCAAGCUUCAGCGGCAUUGUCAGGCUCAUUUCGAGGAGGCUAUGCUAUGCAGGGUGUGAAUCACAUUGCUCAUCUAUCCGGUGCUCUUAUCGGUGUGGUUCUGGUCUGGCUUGUUAGCAGGAUUCCUUCUCUUCCAGAGGAACAUACAUCAAAAUCAGGCAAAACACUGUAAAAUAUAUUGUUUCUUGUGUAAAUACAUCACAGGAUUCUUUUACAUAAGUACUUAUGAUGAUUCACAUUUGUUGGAAAUAUAUGAUUUUUUACAAAGAAUUCGCUAUGAAUGUAUUCGUUGUUA
Messenger RNA from Mercurialis annua (annual mercury), 1136 nucleotides. RefSeq names its product rhomboid-like protein 11, chloroplastic. NCBI's taxonomy places the organism in Eukaryota, Viridiplantae, Streptophyta, Magnoliopsida, Malpighiales, Euphorbiaceae. The coding region runs from base 117 to 1013 and encodes 298 amino acids. Gene Ontology annotation, cellular component: membrane. The transcript is spliced from 7 exons. Gene Ontology annotation, molecular function: serine-type endopeptidase activity. The record is from RefSeq and is a predicted model, not a curated record.